This is a messenger RNA of Spodoptera littoralis (African cotton leafworm), 858 nucleotides long. Lineage: Eukaryota; Metazoa; Arthropoda; Insecta; Lepidoptera; Noctuidae. The record is from the annotation of a GenBank genome assembly.
AUGGCAAAGAAAAGAAUGGAACAAUUGCAAUGGGAAAAUAAGACUCCACAUCUUGAAGGUAUUGUAGAUACUGCAUUGAAACCUGAAAUCUCUUAUUUGAGAAACAUGAAGGUAACACGACUAGAAGAUAUGGUACAACAAUAUAGCCAUUUACAAGAAGACAUGGAACAAAAUGACUUAAUCAAUAAAUUGAUACAACCAGAAGAUAAAGUCAAUGAAGAACCAUUUACAUUGUACCAGCCUAUGAACUAUAAAAUGCGCACAUUGAGUAAUUACGAGAAUCCUCUGAGAGAUGUACCAUUAGAACGACUAAUAAAUGCUCAUAGAAAACUUGAACAAGAAAUAGAUCGAAGAAAGACUGUACUAGAAAAGUAUUUGAAUAAGUUGAAACUGAAUUCACUGAAUGAAAUGUCCAAAGUACCGAUUAGUCGUCAUCCCAGUACUGGAAAGCAGUUGGUUAUAAAAAAGGCAACUGAAAUUAUUCAUAAUGCGACUGAAGCUCAGACUGAGGCUUCUACAACUCACUCUUCAAUCAUAGAUGAUAAAAGAAAAAUAGCAGAAGAAUUCUUAUCGAAUUACAAGCUUACUGCUCCAUUAUUCCCAAGAAAACCAAAAAAGGCCAAAUCAAUAUUUCGCUCAGGAAAUCAAACCGAGAGCUCUGUAAAAACACGUACAAAAGAUGACUCAACAGAGGAUUCACAGGCUCUACGCUCUGGAGCAGAACCAACCAAAUCACCUCCGGGGAACCAUAAAGAAGAAAAACAAAAGUCAGAAAAGCCACGACCAACAUUGAUGUCGGCUCCUCGAGGAAUCAUAACUUACGCCAAGAGAAGAUCUAUAAAUAAGUAUUCACAAUAA